AUGAACUCAACCGAGAAAUUAAAUGAUGUAAUUGUGCAUAGAUCAAACGAAAUAUCAUUUUAUUUAUGGUGGAUAUUAAUUGGGUUCUUUUCUUCAUUUCUGAUAACUGAACUAAUAUCACCGGCUAUAUCGAGAAUAUGGUGUAAAUCCUAUGCAAGUAUAUCACGUAAACAAUAUCUGGAAUGGAAUGCAAGAUGGCUAUCAACAGCGCAUUCCAUCUUCAUUUUACUGGUCAGUUUCUACUGUGUAUUAUUCAACAAGAAAAUGCAUGAAGAUAAAUUCUUGUAA
Molecule: messenger RNA, 288 nt
Organism: Schistosoma turkestanicum
Lineage: Eukaryota; Metazoa; Platyhelminthes; Trematoda; Strigeidida; Schistosomatidae
Source: the annotation of a GenBank genome assembly